AUGAAUUUAUCAAAACAAUAAGAAGAUAUUCCUAUGAUUUAAAAAGGGAUUUAACUCUCUAAAUAAGAGAAAGUAAGUGAAUUGAGAUAUGAAAUAAUUAGAUUUAUCAUUUUGAUAUGUUAUCUUGGGCUUCUGCAGGUGCUACAUUAGUUUCUAUAUGGCAAAUAAUAAUUCCAUUUACACUUUUUUCGUUGAAUAAACCAUAAAUGAUAUUGGGAAUCACGAGUAUAUUUUUACUUUUGGUGAGUUUAGUGGUUUUGUAUUGGAGUCAUCAGGGAUAUAAUUUUUAUAAGAAAGUAAUUCAUAAAAUUUAAAAUCAUAGGAUAAAAAAGAUGAGUAAAUGCCAUUAUAAGCUUGGCACAUAGAGGGUUUAAUUUACGUUAUAAGUUUUAUGUUAAUAGCAUUAUAUGCUAGUUGUUUUUUUGGUAUUCUUGAGAAUGAAGGAUAUUCAUGGGCUUUAAUGGCUGCUGAAGGAGUACAAGUAAAUACAGCUUAAAAAGAAGCUUUCAUAAUAGUGUUAUCUUAGUUGAUACUAAUUAUAGUGGAUUUAGUGCUUUUAGCAUAUUAUGCAAAAGUUUCAUACCAUCUAGAAUUUCAGCCAAUGCAUUUGCCUUCUUUAUUAGGUUGGUUUUUAACAAUGUAAGAUUAUAUAAUAAAUGAAAGAUUUAUCUUUAUGUGUUGUAUUACAAUAGGAGAUACAAAUUAUUUACCAUCAAAAUUAGGUGGUUUAGUAGAUAAGGAAAGUAUGGAAAAAGCAAAAGGAGCACAUACUUCAAUAUUUUGGACUUGUUUAAUUGGUUUGAUAUUUUCUUUGUUUACUUUGUUUGAAUAAAGAUCAAUCUAACAAGAAGUAUUUCCUAAAGUGAAAUUCUAUUUUUUACCUUUUCUUUUGAUAAUGGUUGCUAGUGUAUUUUUGAUUUCAAAUUCAUUAAAUUUUUUAUAUGCUUCAAGUCAAUCUAUUUAAGAAUUAAAAAAGGAUUGUAAAUCAACAAUAUAAACAUUCUCAUAGUCAUAUAUAGAUUCUAUAGGAUGUCCAGCUAAAUAUAAGACAGUAAAUAUUUAAGGUAGUAAUUAUUUCGAUAUGUAUUGUUCAUAAGAGGAAGUAGGAAUAGUAUGGGAAUAUGAAGUUGAUAAAUAGAAUUCAGAAAAACGAAAUUAAUUAGCUUGCAUGAAUUUAUCUUGUUGUUAUUUAGUUAGUGAAGAAAGAACUUUAUUUUAUAAACAAUAUUUUUUCUAUUCUAUUUUGACAGCAUUUUUAGGAUUUAUUGCAGCUGGUCAUUGUUUUGAUAUAGCAUUAUAAGAACCGAAUGUAAUAAAAGCUGGACCAUCUGUUUAUUCUUAAACUUAAUAUAUAGUGUAGAUUGUUUUAGCAUUAUUUUCAAUAAUACUUGGUAUUUAUUUAUCUAUUAAAUACAAUUAAAAAGUACCAAUAAAAAUGCCAGAUUUUAAUUUUAAAGAUUAAAUCAAUUUAGAACCUAAAUAUUUUCCUGAAUUAACAACAUUAUCAUCUAUUUCAUAAUGUUAAGAAGUGAGAGAUUAACAUAAUAAAUCAUUUAAAGUUCAUUUUGAUCAUAAUGCAUGUGCAGGUUAAGCUAAAUGUUCUAGAAUGGGAUUUCAUGCUUGUUUAGAAGUAUAAAAUGGAAUAUUUUAAUUGCUUCCUACUUUUUAAGAUAAAGAAAUAGCAAUAUUUGGUAGUCAUGCUUAUGAUCCAUAUAUAUUAUAAUAAGGAUUACAUGGAGAAGAGACUACAGGUAAAUUAUGUUUUGAAGGUUUGGAAGGACCUAUAAAUCAUUUAUUAAAUUCAAAAGUGUAUGUUUGUCAUGGAUAAGAUAAAGAAGCUAUUGUUAAAUUUUAAACGAAAGAAAAAGAAAUACUUUUUGAAUAAGUAAUUGAGUAUUAAGAAAAAGAUUUUGAUUAAAUUAGAACAAUAAAAUUAUCUCCACCAUCUCAUAAUAAAAAGAGUCAUAAAAAUAUUGAUGAGACCGGUGAAGAUGAAAUCUUAGGUUAAUACACAACAGUCACACUUAUAGUAACAGAUGCUGAAACAUUUGAACCUAUUAUUGGAGCUACUGUAACAAUGUAUCAAGAUAUUAAUAAAUGUUAAGAAUUAAAUCAUAAUGUUUAUUAUCCUAUAAGAAUAGCAUAAACUAAUUCUACAGGAAUGAUUAGCAUAUAUAAUGUUUAGAUGAAAGAUAAAAGAUAAAUCUUUAAUUUCUUAGUUAAAUAAGAUGGAUAUAUGUUUAACUGUUUAAUUGUACUCUCAAUAAAUAUAUAUAUAGUCUGAUCACUUAAAGCCAUUCAAAUAAAAUGUAUUCCGAAUUCCACUUGCGAAAUCGAUUACUGAUUAAUAAGAAAUGAAGAUUAUACUGUGGCAUUAAAAUCCAAAACUAAAUCUAGAAUUAGCUUCCAAUAUUCUCCUAAAUAAGAAUUAAUAAUGUAGUAUUGGUUUCUUCUUUUCAGAAUGUUCUUUUAUGAAAUUUACUUCUCAUCCAAAAAGUAAAAAUUAAAUAUCAAGAGUCAUUACUAUAGAAAAGAUUGUCAAAUUUAAUUACAUCUUCUUUGUUCGUCAUAUUCCAAUUAAUUCUGAUAUAAUUGAAGUUGUUAAUAACAAAGGAUUAUCAUUAGUAGCUAAAUUAUAAGCAGAAUUACAAUAAGAAAUUGCAGAGUUUUCAAAAUCUUAACCAAAAAUUUCAAUUUAUUCUAAAAAGUAUCCUUAUCCAUAAAUUUAUGAAAUGCCACAUAAUCUAUAAACUGAAAUUGAUACUACUCCUGAUUUACUUAUUUGGUUAUCCUUCUGUAUGAAUGGUAGAAUAGGACCUGAAUCUAGUACACCUAUUAAUCACUUUUGGGAAAAGAAAGAUGAAUCAAAGUUUUGGUAAAGACAUACUGUCUAAACAAAUACUAUGCCAGAUUCUUCCAUUUGUGACAAAAUGUAUAAAUAACAAUAAUGA
Molecule: messenger RNA, 2951 nt
Organism: Paramecium sonneborni
Lineage: Eukaryota; Ciliophora; Oligohymenophorea; Peniculida; Parameciidae
Source: the annotation of a GenBank genome assembly